Molecule: messenger RNA, 2750 nt
Organism: Rhagoletis pomonella (apple maggot)
Lineage: Eukaryota; Metazoa; Arthropoda; Insecta; Diptera; Tephritidae
Exons: 2
Coding region: 45-680 (211 amino acids)
Source: RefSeq, a predicted model, not a curated record
ACCAUUCAUUUAACUUUCGCAACAUUAAAACCAAUUUUUCUACAAUGUCUUUAGAAGAGCUCAAGCAACAACGGGCUAAUAUAAAAAAGAAUAUUUCUCGCAUUAAAAACAUAGUUGAGGCCAGUCUACGACCUGGUGGUAAGGCACUUUCAGUAGCCGAGUACAAAUGCCGACUCGGUAUUCUUGAAUCAUAUUUCAAGAAUGUAUUGUCCAUACAAACGGACAUCGAGAGGCUGGACUCUGAGGAUGGCGGUCGUGCAGACUUGGAAGAGCUGUAUAUUACAACGAAACUGACUAUUCAGUCGCAGCUUUCCGAGGAUCACAACGCCACACUGUCAGACACAACUUGUGUCAUGCAGGCAAGCUCGAAGCUACCCAAGCUUAAACUCCCAUCAUUCAGCGGCAAGUACUCUGAAUAUCAAAAUUUUAUUACGUCCUUCAAACAAAUUAUUGACCGAGAGUUUAGCCUGUCUAAUAUAGAGAAAUUUAACCAUUUGCGCAACUGUCUCCAUGGUCCGGCAUUAGAAACCAUCGACGCGUUUCAAGUCUCCAACGAAAAUUAUUCCAAGGCUUUGGAGAGACUUAAGGCUCGAAGGCAGAUGAGGAGACCAACCGUAAGUGGAAGGAGUCUUUGGACUUUAAAACGCUACCGAGCUGGGAAGAUUGCACCAAGGUUUUAGAGAGGCAUUGCCAAUACCUCGACUCAAUUGACAGUGCCCACGCCGUUGGACCCAUACACCAAACCCCCACCAAAACACCAAAGGCAAAAAAUUCACACAAGGGUUAUUCCUUUUCUUGCUCGAAUUCGUCUUGUUCGGUAUGUUCCAGCAACAGCCACAAAUUACAAAAUUGCGAACGUUUCAAGGCUCUUAGUGUGUCGCAACGCUUUGACCAUGCGAAGAAGAUGGGCCUCUGCAUCAACUGCUUGUCAAAGGGACAUCAAUUAUCGAACUGCGCAUCAACACAUAAGUGCAGAGUUUGCUCUCGUCAACACCAUAGUUUGUUGCAUCGUGGGACCACGCCAGAUUCGUCGAACUCUACUUCGACAUCCGCCGUUCACACACACAUGAACAACUCAUUGUCGGACCAUAUUAUUCUCGCCACUGCUAUGGUUUUGGUUCGCGACGCUUCCGGAAAUUAUCGUCUUGGCCGAGCUUUGUUGGAUUCCUGCUCACAGGUGAAUUUCAUUACCGACGAGCUUUCGCAGAAGUUGAUGCUUCCACGCUGCAAACACAAUAUUGAGAUACAAAGUAUUGGUAAGUCUUCCACUAAUAUUAAAUAUAAGACUUCCACCAACAUAAAGUCGCAAGCAACUGGGUUCGAGCUACCGCUCACAUUUUGCAUCACGUCGCAUAUUGCUUAUUAGCCUGAACCGGAAAUAGACACAUCCUCUUGGGACAUUCCAUCCAACAUUGUGUUGGCUGACGACCAAUUUAAUAAAUCAAGGAAAAUUGACUUGCUUUUGGGAACAGAAAGUUUUUUCAGUCUACUCUCUGUAGGUCAAAUAAAACUCGGAAAUAAUUUACCUAUUUUACAGAAAACCCUGCUGGGCUGGGUCGUUUCUGGACGCUAUCGUGCGAGCUGUAAUGCUCCAAACACCAAAUGCUUGCUUGCCUGUAAGGACUCUAUAGAUUCAAGGUUGGAAAAAUUAUUCCAGAUUGAAGAAGUUGCAACAAAGUCGGACGUGUGGACUCGUGAGCAAUAUAGCUGCGAAAAACUAUAUAAUGACACCGCUACUCGUAACGCUAAUGGCCGGAUUGUAGUUAAAAUUCCAUUCAAGGACGAUCCGGCCUGCUUAGGUGAAUCAUACACUACAGCCUUGCGAAGAUUUAAUGCGCUAGAACGUCGGUUACAACGGUCCCCUAUCCUCAGGACACAGUACGUCGCAUUCAUGGAUGAGUAUGAGAAUCUAGGCCAUAUGCAAGCAGUGCCCAACCCGAAAUUGAACGAACCUCACUACUUUAUUCCCCACCACUGCGUUUUGAAGCCGAAUAGCACAACCACGAAGCUAAGAGUUGUCUUCGACGCAUCUUGUCGAACAACUACGCAGAAAUCGAUAAACGACAUCCAAAUAGUAGGACCUACUAUCCAAAGCAAGCUUGUAACUCUGUUGCUUCGUUUUCGCUUACAUCGCUUCGCUCUUACAGCAGACAUCGUGAAAAUGUAUAGGCAGGUGCUAGUCAGUGAGGAACAUCGCAAAUUCCAGUAUAUUUUGUGGAGGAGUUCGCCUCAUCAAGAUAUUAAAACAUUUCAGCUCAACACAGUCACGUACGGAAUGGCAGCCGCACCAUACCUCGCAGUACGCAGUCUACAUUACCUAGCCGAUCAAUAUGUGUCGCAAUUCGUCGUUGGGUCAACUGUCGUCAAGUCAUCGUUCUACGUCGACGAUUUGCUGUGUGGUGCUGACUCGCUUGCAGAGCUAUCACGGAUUAAAAAUGAGAUAACAGAAUUACUAAAAUUAGGUGGACUAGAGCUGGCAAAAUGGCACUCUAACCACCAGCGUUUCAGAGGCGAACACACUGACAAGGAUUUGAAUCUCGACAACUCUGUCACCAGUGCUCUUGGUCUUAAAUGGGAUCAGAUUCAUGACAAUUUUCUAUUUUAUUUCCUACCAAAGCAGCCACUAAACGGCCGUGUUACAAAAAGGACAAUACUAUCCAUCGCAUCAUCGCUCUUCGACCCACUUGGCCUCCUAGCGCCAGUGACCGUCACGGCUAAAAUUUUGCUUCAGGAGCUGUGGUUGCUGAAAC